AUGGCAGAAAAUAGUGACCUAGACAGUAAUUAUGGCGAUGAUGAACUUGAUAAUCUACCACCAGAUACCUUGAUUGAACUUGAGAAGAAUGCCAUAACUCAAUUUACGCAAGCCCAGGCUCAAAUCCCAUCAAGAGCUGCUCUUCGUAGCGGCAGCUUUGCAAAGGACACUGAUUUUGAAGAUGAGAUUGUGAUUGAUGAGACUAGCAAUACCCUCGGUGGACUUCCUUUCCUCAAGAAAAAAGUAGCGAAUACCAGAGUUUCGCCCAAACAAAUCAUAUCUCGACAAGGUUUACCUGGACUUAUCAACCCACAAGAUGAGCUCGAGAAAAGAUCAGAAUUGGAAAAUAAAUCAGUGAACAGGCAAGAUGCCUAUUUAUCAGACAGCGUUGACGCCAAAAUUCUUGCACUAAUGAAACAGGUUGAAAAGUUAACAAAUGAACGAAAUGAACUUCGAAAAGAUAUUGAUAUUAAGUCUGGAGAGAUAGCAAUUGUAAGGAGCAAAUAUGAAAAGACCGCAUUAGAAUUUGAGCGAGAGUUGCUUGCAGCCCGAAAACUCAACGAUGAAAAAUUAGAGCAACAACAGAGAAUAUUAGAGGCAGCACGAAUUUCAGAACAAAAUGCCAUCACAGAAAGGGAUUUUAUAAAAAGAGAUUUAGUUGAGGAAUCGAAUCGAGUUCGCCAACUGAGUCGUAUAAAAGAGACUGAAAAUAAACAAGUGAUAUCUAUCACAGCAUCUAAUGAGAAAUUUCGGACCCAUGGGGAUGGGUUCGAUGGUGAUCAACCUCAAUCUACAUCCCAAUCUAAACUUUCACCAUUUGAACUAGCGUCGCGAAUUACAAAUUCUCCAAAUAGAUCGAUUAAACGAAAAAGAAAAACAGUUCAAAUUCAAACAGAAAAUUUAAGUAUUAUGGGCCAUUGCGAACCUAUCAACACUUCUUUUUCAGAAAAUAGGCAUAUCGCACAUGAAACUGAUGAGCGCCAACUGAGAUCUUUAAAAGGAGAUGAAUGGUUCGACUUUAUGGGUAGUAUGCUUGACCAUCGCGUUGAUGAAAAACAUCUUAGGACUAUACAAGAACUUGGAAAGUAUUCCCUUCCUUCAACUCCAAAACAAACAUUCCAGACUUCACUCCUUGCCAAGAUACCCGAAUUAAGAGUUACAGAAUGCAUGAAAGAUUUCCCAACUUAUUUUUGCGAAACUCUUAUCUCUAUGUGGAUAAAAUGUAUUGACGAAGAAUACCUCAAGCCGAUUUAUUUAUUUGUUGACAUGUUGACUGUGGCCUUAGAGAUGAAGACGUCAUCACUAGCUCCUCACAUCAUAAACUCACUUGUCCCAAUUGCUCAACGCACAUCUGAUUUUAUAGCUAUCCCACGAUUCCAAAGUCAACCAACCGAUAAAUACGAUCAGUAUAUUGAUCUAUCCGCAUGCAUGUCACUACUUUAUAUUGCGUCUCUUGGGUGCAUAUCGAAAUUAGAAGACAUAACUCGAUUUUGGAAGCUAAUGCGUUGGGAUUUUGUCCUCUUGAUGCUAAGCACUAACCAAUCCCUGACAGAUUACGAUUUAAUUUUGCGCUUAAUAUCCACCAGCAUUAUGACCGAUAGCUUAGGUGCGAUUCCAGGAGGUGAAAAGCAACAAUUACAGGCGGGCUGGAUAAUUGAUAGACUUACAUAUCCCCUGAGCGAACAUCCAUGCAUGCCAAUGAGUACUAAGAGGUUUGACACAGCAAAAAUUAAUCAAGUUCGUAUCAAAAUUCUUCGAAUUAUGAUAAGCAUGGUGUCACGGUCACUGUACGCCAGUAAAACGCUGGCUACUCACCCUCAUGCAAUUGGAAGAGUGAUUUGUUUAAUUAGUGAUGAAAUAGAUGAAUUGUAUGACUAUCAAUCGAGGAGCCGAGAAAGUACGCAAAUCAUUAACAUGGCAACAAGGCUGCUAUAUUACCUUGUUACAAGACACCAAAGUUUAAUUGAUAUGCAACAGAUAUUAGCAAAUAUACAUGGUGGAUAUCAUAAAUACCUUCUUUCUUUAUCAAGGUUGAACUUUUCUGAGGAGGAUUUAGUUUUAGAGUCUGGUAUUGAUACUGACAUAGCUAGCUAUGCUUUGGAGUUGUUAGAGCUAGUUGUCACGCCAGCGGAAGGUGAUGCCAUUCAAUCCGCUUUUACAAGCUGA
Molecule: messenger RNA, 2166 nt
Organism: Blumeria graminis f. sp. triticale
Lineage: Eukaryota; Fungi; Ascomycota; Leotiomycetes; Helotiales; Erysiphaceae
Source: the annotation of a GenBank genome assembly